AAGAUUACAAUACAUUAUGGUGCUACGCUUGGCGGAUUGGCGCAAAAUUAAUUUUUAAUAUUAAUGUUUUUGUUGUGAUAUUUGAUUCAAUUUAAUUAAAUCAAGCGCCAGUAUUACAAUGUUAUUCAAAGUAGAAAGUGGUUCGUCCACAAGUUUACAAAGUAACUUUCUAUCCCGUGAAAUCGAAAGACAUGAUUUACAGUAUGCCGAUUGCUCCAAAAGGUUCUAUCAAGUAUCAAGGGAUUUUUCGAAACAGUAUGCCCACAUUUAUUCCUCUAGACUUAAUACUUAUAGAAAUAUCUUAUUACCAGUAAUAAAAAAGAAGUGGUCAAACAAUUUCAAAGUAUUAAGGUUGUGUGAUCUUCACGAUAAGAAUACCACAUGCAUAAUUAUCGGCACAUUAUUCAAAUUACAACAGCUCAAGCCAAGUAUUCUGAAGGAAUUAUCUGAUCAGCUGGAAAUUAUUCCUCAGCCAGUAAGAACUCACUUUGUACAUGAAUCAGAUAGUUUGGUGUUAGAAGACGAAUUACAGAGGAUUAAAUUAGAUGGUGAUUGUAUAGAUACCCAUCAAGUUGUGACAGGAGUUGUUUGUGCUGUUUUAGGCUCUGAGGAUAUUGAUGGAGUUUUUUCAGUAAAAGAUGUGUGUUGGGCAGGAUGUUCUAUUCAAAAACCCUUACCCCAACUUAGUUGUGAUAGGUACAUAGUUCUGUUGUCUGGCUUAAAUAUGGCAUCUAAUAAAUCAGAUCAUCUUUUUUCUCUUCAUUUGCUUUUGGAAUGGCUAUCUGGUCUAUCAGGAACUACUGAAUAUCAAGAAGAAGUAUCUAAAAUUGUAAGAGUAAUCAUAGCAGGUGGAUUAUUUGCCAAUAAUGCAAAUGAAGAAUUAAAUGAAUCAAGUGUUAUAGCUUCAGCUGACUCUGUUGAUGCUUUCUGUAGUGCUGUGAGUUCAGUAGCACCUCUGGAUCUUAUGCCUGGCAGCAAAGACCCUGCAGGAGCAAUGCUACCACAGAAACCUUUACAUUAUUGUUUAUUUCCUAAGGCAAAUGAGUUUAAGUCAUUCAAUAGAGUCUCUAAUCCAUAUGAAUGUGAAGUUGGAGGUGUACUUUGCUUAGGAACAUCAGGUGAAUCGGUGAAAGAUAUAAAGCGAUACAGUAAACUUGAAACUGAUUUAGAAGUAAUGAAAAAGACAUUACAGUGGCGUCAUAUAGCUCCUACUUGUCCUGAUACUAUUCCUUGUACACCUUGUGUGGCAACUGAUCCAUUUAUUAUGUACAAUUGCCCUUCCAUAUAUUUCAAUGGUGAUUGUGAUGAGUUUGCCACAGAUGUAUAUGAAGGAGAGGAUGGUCAGAAAGUUAGAUUGGUGUGUCUACCUGAUUUUUGUAAAACAAAAACUGUAGCUCUGGUUAAUAUGGCAAAUCUUGAUUGCUGCAGUAUGACAUUUUCCUAAAUGAGUAUUGUGAUUUCAAUAUAAUUUAAAAAAUAGCAUUAAAAAAAUAAAUAACACCAUUUUUUGUUAAUUGAAUGGGUUUGAUUUCAAUCAUAUUUAUUUUGCAUGCAUUUUAAAGAACUUGGUAAAGAAUAGUGAUCCAUUGAAAUUAAAUAAAAAAUCACACCUGUUACUGCUGGGUUAUAUCGGUAAAAGAGACCACGGCUACUGCAACAUAGCUGAAAUGUCGAGGUAAAUAAAUAGUUUUCAAAAUAAUGCACAAACAAGACCUGCUUACAUAUAAAUAUAAUGUAUACAAAUAGUGUGAAUUUAAAAAGAUUUUAAUAACUUAAUAGAAAUGUUAAAAGAAGUUUAAUAGUUAAAUGCCUGAGGUAAGGCGUAAAUUUUGUGCAUUUCCUUUCCAGCUCUUUUAUUUCUUUAAUUAAAAAACUACUUCAAGAGCCUGAAGUGGCCUGAAAACAUA
Molecule: messenger RNA, 1907 nt
Organism: Diatraea saccharalis (sugarcane borer)
Lineage: Eukaryota; Metazoa; Arthropoda; Insecta; Lepidoptera; Crambidae
Source: the annotation of a GenBank genome assembly